Molecule: messenger RNA, 933 nt
Organism: Elephantulus edwardii (Cape elephant shrew)
Lineage: Eukaryota; Metazoa; Chordata; Mammalia; Macroscelidea; Macroscelididae
Exons: 10
Coding region: 1-933 (310 amino acids)
Cellular component (GO): 90S preribosome; nucleus
Source: RefSeq, a predicted model, not a curated record
AUGGGUAUUUGUACUGGCCGCCUUCAGGGAGGAGGAGUAGGCUCCUGCCAAAAGAAGGAGCUGAAGGAGGGCAUUCGGGGCAGAGGACACAGCGAGGACAAGCGCCCUGGCAGGGAAGCACAUGACGAGUGCUUUCAGAAAUGGCGAGUGGCUCAUAUGUUUGUCAAAGAAGAAGAACAGGGAAGUACAGAAAUGAUGCAGCAGGAGAGCGCUCCAAUUCCUGCUCUUUCAAAGGAAACUGAACAGGCUAAAGAAUGCUUUUUGAUACCACCAAAAGAAACAAAAGUGGAAGCCACAAAGACCAAGAAGAGGAAAAAGAAGAAAAUUACUGACAUACUAGCAAAAUCAGAACCCAAGCCAGGAACACCCGAAGACCUGCAGAAGCUGAUGAAAGACUAUUAUAGCCGUAAUCGCUCAGUGAUUGAAUUAGAAGAACUGAACCUACCAGACUCCUGUUUCCUCAAACCCAAUGACUUAACUCACAGUCUUUCAUCUUACCUAAAAGAAAUAUGUCCUAAGUGGGUGAAACUGCGGAAAAACCACAGUGAGAAGAAAUCAGUCCUGAUGCUAAUUAUCUGCAGCUCUGCCGUCCGAGCCCUGGAGCUCAUUAGGUCGAUGACAGCGUUCAAAGGAGAAAGCAAAGUUAUGAAAUUAUUUGCAAAACACAUAAAGAUCCAGGAGCAAGUAAAGUUGCUGGAAAAGCGGGUGGUGCAUCUGGGUGUAGGAACUCCAGGAAGGAUUAAAGAACUUAUUAAACAAGGUGGCCUUGAUUUGAACCCCUUAAAGUUUCUGGUUUUUGACUGGAACUGGAGAGAUCAGAAGUUGAGGAGACUGAUGGACAUUCCCGAGAUAAGAAAGGAGAUUUUUGAACUUCUGGAAAUGGGAGUACUUAGUCUGUGCAAAUCAGAAUCUUUGAAGCUGGGCCUUUUCUAA